Molecule: messenger RNA, 624 nt
Organism: Dreissena polymorpha
Lineage: Eukaryota; Metazoa; Mollusca; Bivalvia; Myida; Dreissenidae
Product: ficolin-1-like
Exons: 2
Coding region: 1-624 (207 amino acids)
Source: RefSeq, a predicted model, not a curated record
AUGCAAGUAAGGCGCCUAUUACAAAAUAUAACAUCAUCGAUUGACACUUUUACUUCUCUGGCAACUACCUAUGGCUCAAAACUGUAUUCUGAGAAAAGCUUGUCUCAAAAUGGCUGCAAUACACGUGAAACUGGAAAUGAGUGGGAAAAUGCACCUAAAUCAUGUCAAGAUGUAACAAAAAGCGGUUUCCACACCAUAUAUCCCGACUUUAAACCAUCCGGACUGGAAGUGUAUUGUGAGAUCGAUCAAGGCAAGGCAUGGGUUGUUAUUCAGCGUCGCAGAUACGGAACGGUUGACUUUGAUCGCUUCUGGGAGGAAUAUAAGAAUGGAUUUGGAAAUCUGACUGGAGAUUUCUGGCUGGGAAACGAGUAUAUCUACCACAUGACAAAGUAUCAGUCGCGUAAGCUGCGAAUAGACAUGGAGACAUUCGAUGGCAAAAAGAGGUAUGCAAUGUAUAACGAGUUCGGUGUUUCGUCAGAGGAAGGAAUGUACAGAUUGAAAGCUGAUGUGUACUCUGGUGAUGCUGGCGAUGCGUUUAAUAAUGCUGCGACGAAACACAAUGGGCAGAUGUUUUCCACGUAUGACGCGGACAAUGACAUCCACAGCAAAAUGAAGAUACAUUAA